CAGAAUUUUUGCUGGCAGCACAGAGAGGCAAAUUCUUGCAGUUGACCUUGACAGCUUCACUGUUACAACAAUAUUUACGCUCCCAGCUGGCCAGAUAGGCUACAUCAGUGCUGUUGCUUUUGAUUAUCAAAAUAACACAGUUUACUGGGGCAUGUAUGAACCUGCAAAAAUUGAGAGCCUCAAUCUUAACAUCUCCUCUACACGUGAAGUCACAACUGUUACUCAGGGGCAUAUGCAGCAGAUUAGUUCUCUUGCUUUUGACUGGACUUCUGCUCAUCUUUACUGGACAGACCAGGAGAAGGGUACCAUUGAGGUGGUCAGCACAAAUGGCCUGUUCCGCAGGAAUCUGAUCAGCAGUAACAGUUUGGUGAGAAGGCCUGCCCAUCUUGUUGUGGAUCCUCCGCAUGGCCAGAUGUACUGGCUGGAACUGACAGUUGGACGGCAGUCAUUAAUGAGGGCAUGGAUGGAUGGUACUCAUAUUGAAGUCUUUGGACCUCAUCCUCUUUUGAACAUGCCCCAGGGCUUAACCCUUGACCUCAGUACUGAGCGACUGUAUUGGACACAAGGGGUGGACAAUCAUGUACGGAGCAUAAAUCUUGCAGGUACAGAUGCGCAAGAUCUGGUUGCUCCUGCCAUGAGCUUACACAGUCCAGGUCCUGUGUCAACAUACAAGAACUCGCUGUAUUGGGUAAACAACAGAGACAGAAAUCUGGUAAUUGCUGGCAAACACAGUGGUGUGGCAUGGUUCCAGAUGACCUUCAACUAUACUGUGGUUGACAUGAAGACAGUCUCACACACCUCACAGCAAGCACAAAGUGCCUGCAGUCCUGGGCAUCCCAGGUGCUCCCAGCUAUGUCUACCUAAACCGCAUGCCACUGACAGCACCAAAGUGAAUCGCACAUGUUUAUGUGGUGAUGGCUUCCAGACUUUGCAGCGGCAGAACUCAAGUGAUCAGCAGUGUGUUUGCGGCAGCAAUGAGAGGAUGACCAUUCAUGGAGAUUGUGAAGUGACAAAUAGCACCUCCACCUGUAGAGCUGAUCAGUUCAAGUGUAACAACCAACGAUGCAUCCCUUCACACUGGAAGUGUGACCGUGAAGAUGAUUGUGGUGACACAAGUGAUGAGCUAGACUGUCCAUUCUAUGAGUGCCCCAACGGCACAUUUAAGUGUGCCAAUGGUCGUUGCAUUCCAUCACGCUGGCACUGUGACUUUGACAAUGACUGUCGGGAUGAGGAAGGAGGAACAGGCUCUGAUGAACGUAACUGUUCAAGGCCCAACUGCACUCCAGGUCAGUUUCGCUGUGCAAAUCAGAGAUGCAUUCCAGAAGCAUGGAAAUGUGAUUUUGACAAUGACUGCCAUGACAACUCAGAUGAAAUGAAUUGUACAAAUAAGACAUGCCAAAUAUGGGAGCACAUCUGCGGCAAUGGCCGCUGCAUUUCUCCAUCCUCUGUUUGCAAUGGUAUAAAUGAUUGCUCGGACAACAGUGAUGAGAGAAACUGCAGCACCACUUGUAAUAGCAUGCAGUUCAAGUGUGCCAAUGGGUCACGGUGUAUUUACAAGUCCUGGCGAUGUGAUGGAGAUGUGGAUUGUGCUGAUGGCAGCGAUGAAAAAAAUUGCAAUACUACUACUACUACCCCUGUAACUACUGUUCCACCCUUUAAUGCCAGCUGCCUCUCCAAUCAGUUCCGCUGUGAAAUGGGCUUCUGCAUUGAUGAUUCACUGAUCUGUGAUGGGGCUGAUGACUGUGGUGAUGCAAGUGAUGAGAGAUCUUGUGAUUAUGAGCACAGUACUACCAUGAGACCAUGUAAGCAGGGGCAGUAUCCAUGUGACUCAGGGCAGUGCAUCUCCCAGGGUCAGCAUUGUGAUGGACAAAUACAGUGCAUAGAUGGCAGUGAUGAGAGACUGUGUGAUGACAUCAACACAUGUGCUUCAGACCAGUUUAGAUGCAACACAACGAGCACAGAACAGAGACACUGCAUUUGGGACUCUUGGUUGUGUGAUGGAGAAAGAGACUGCCCCUUUGGAGAAGAUGAAGAGGGCUGUAUAGAUGUUCUACCUUGUAACAGUAACGCGUUUCAGUGUGUGGAGAGUGGAGAGUGUAUUUCCAUAAGCCAGCGUUGCAACGGUGUUAAUGAAUGUGACGAUAUGUCAGAUGAAAAGGGGUGUCUAUCCAACCAAUGUGAACAGCUGACUGUUAGCAAGGAGGAAUGCUGCGCUGCAGGUUGUGCAUACCUCACAUGUGACGCAGAUCGUGUUUAUGGCUGUUUCAACAAGACUCGAACCUUUGGUAACACAUGCUCAGUCAGCCAAAGCUCAUGCUCUCAAGUUCCCUCUGGAGGUGCUACUGUGAAUGUCACAUACUUCUACAAAUGUCCAUUCAUUGACCGGUCAGUGCACAUGAUGCUCUUGUGUGAUACCUUGAAAGGCUGCAGUGACUGUCCAGGCUUCAAGUCAAAUGUGUCACUCAGAGUGAUAAAGACGACAAAUAUAUCGGCACAGAUAAUGUGGCAAGGGGGUGACGCUGGUGAUGACUUCAUGGUUUCUUAUAUUGAGACUUCAGCACCAACAGUCUGGCAAAAUGGCUCAACAACCAACAAGUAUUUCUAUGCUCUCAGUGGCCUGAAGCCUUACACUUCCUAUACAUUGGCUGUGUAUAUCAAGCGAGGGAACAAUGUUUUGUAUCCUUCGGAUGCUCUUGAAUUCUGGACGGAUGUUGGAAAACCUAGUCAGCCACGUUUUCUGGAAGCUUACCUUUUAGAUGAAACAAGUAUACAGUUGACAUGGCAGCCUCCCAAACAGCCAAAUGGUGAAAAUAUUCAGUAUCUGGUCACAGUGCAAGACUUGACAACUGGAAUCAUGUGGGAAAAGCAGUUGGCCAAGAUAACUAUGGUUACUGAAGUUUCAUUCAGUCACACCUACUGCAUCACUCUGCAAGCAAUGAAUACAAUGUAUACAAGUGAUGAAGUCCAUCUAAAUUUUUACAUACAUACAGUAAGAACUCUGCUCUGAGUCUGUCAGCAGAGGAGGUGAAAGACACCUCUGUGAAACUGAUCUGGAACUCCGUUGAUCAUGCCGAGAGAUACAUUGUGACUGCCAAUCUGCAGUACCAGGAUCGUCAGAUCCAGAAAAUCACCCAGAAUACAAGCUUUAUAUUCGAUGGCCUUUGUCCUGGGACUUCAGUCACCUUCAGUGUGAAAGCAGAAAGUGGUAAUCAUCGAAGUCUGCCCUCCAACCUUGUUUACCUGACUACUAAUGGAAAUACACCAGCUGUUGUG
Messenger RNA from Pomacea canaliculata, 3273 nucleotides. Its product is annotated as sortilin-related receptor-like. Gene Ontology annotation, cellular component: Golgi apparatus; membrane. The transcript has 24 exons. NCBI's taxonomy places the organism in Eukaryota, Metazoa, Mollusca, Gastropoda, Architaenioglossa, Ampullariidae. Gene Ontology annotation, molecular function: protein binding. Gene Ontology annotation, biological process: post-Golgi vesicle-mediated transport. The coding region runs from base 152 to 3007 and encodes 951 amino acids. The record is from RefSeq and is a predicted model, not a curated record.